This is a messenger RNA of Phytophthora nicotianae INRA-310, 543 nucleotides long. RefSeq lists its product as hypothetical. The transcript has a single exon. The record is from RefSeq and is a predicted model, not a curated record. Lineage: Eukaryota; Oomycota; Peronosporomycetes; Peronosporales; Peronosporaceae. Bases 1 to 543 code for a protein of 180 amino acids.
AUGGCCAGAUCAUUCAUGAUCUGUCCGCUCCAAGCGGCCAUUCGGCCAACGGUUUUACGGACUCCACGUUAUCUCCAGAUGCCACCUGGGAUCCCAUUCUGUCGAUUGCGGUCCGGAUCCGAGAUCGCCGGUUCCCGGGGUGUGCUAUUUACGCCAUGGUCGCGGAUAUCGCGGACGCCUUUCUUCACGUCCCAGUUCACGCUCGCCAUGCGUCCGCGUUUGGGGGCAAAUUACCUCUCUCCAACCAUGGCAUUGUUUCCGGAAUGGCCGUCUGUGGCUGGACUGCGUCACCAUGGUUCUUCGCCGUUUUCGGGAAGGCGGUCCGACAUUAUCAACGAACAGGGUCAUCCAUCGUGCUGGCUUAUAGAACCGUUCUGGAUCUUCCAGUGGGUUGACGAUAUUGUUCUCGUUGAGGUCGAUAUUGGGGACCGCCUUCAGAAGGCCGAGAAGCGUCUCAGAGAUGGUGUGAAACUCGUGUUUGGAUCUGAUGGCAGGCAUGAGGGGAAGUUCACAACGUGGUCACGUGUCUUGCAUCAAGGCUAG